Messenger RNA from Dromaius novaehollandiae (emu), 2293 nucleotides. It is a transcript of the gene MAB21L2, whose product is annotated as mab-21 like 2. The record is from RefSeq and is a predicted model, not a curated record. Bases 1072 to 2151 code for a protein of 359 amino acids. The transcript has a single exon. Lineage: Eukaryota; Metazoa; Chordata; Aves; Casuariiformes; Dromaiidae.
GCGCUGACAGCUCCGCCACGAUUGUAGGACGCGCGGCUCCGCCCCCCGGCCGGGCCCCGGGCCCAUUCAUAAAGUAACCGAGCCGCCGGCGGAGCGGAGACGCACAAGCACGCGGAGGAGGAGGAGAGGCGCGGAAAGUGAGAGCCUCGGCGCGCACUUCCCGGGGUGGGGAGGGGGAGGAGAAGCAACCCCGGGCACGGCAGCUACGCCCUCCUCCCGCUCAGGAUAAAACACAUUCUGUGCAAAGAAAAAAAAAUCAAAACAAUCUAUAUAGAGCUGCAGGACAGGAAUGAAAGAUCACAGACCAAGUGCACAAGUCUGCGCCUAAAGAUAGAGAAACCACAGAACCGGGUUCAGACAACGCCUCCAGCAGGAAAAGGGAAAUCAACAACACCCCCUGACAGUCUGAGAGCAGCAGCCAAACUCAUGCACAUCUCUGGUGGUGCCACGGACUGAGAGAGAGAGAGAGAGAGAGAGAGGGAGAGGGAGAGGGAGAGAGACAGAGAGAGAGGGAGAGUUCACUCUUCCGCUCUGGGCAUUUCUUGCAUUCUUCUCCUCCUCUCGUACUGUGUGCGGUUUUAAACUUCGCCGCCGAUCGGCUUUUCUGCGGGGACCUUCUGCGAGUCCUGGGGAAGUUUGCUUGGGUUGUUUUUUUUAAUGAACUAUUGAACCGUUUGUGUAGCUGCGUGGGGGGGGUGGGCGCCUCGGCGCAGCGGCGGCACGUACCUCCCUGCCCCCGCCGCCACCCAAAACUUGGCGCUUCGGGAGGCGGCAGGGACUGCCCGCGGCUCCGGCGCCGCCAGCUCGCUCCGUGCCGCCGGCGGCUCGCCCUCCGCCGGGCCGGGCAGCGCUCCGUCUCGCUCCUUUGUGCUCCGUCUGCCCGACCACCGCCGCCCGCCUCCCCGCUUUUUUAGCUGCUCGCACUUGGGCGUCGCUGCCGUCUUCUUGCCGGAGGGGGUGGGGGUCUGCGAUUCGGCCGGUGCCCUCCGCAAAGCUGCAGCCACCGCUAAAGCAUUGGAUCCCUCAACGUACUGCGAGAGCCCGGUGUACAGCCCGGACCUGUGCCCCAACAUGAUCGCCGCGCAGGCCAAGCUGGUCUACCAGCUCAACAAAUACUACACGGAGCGCUGCCAGGCCCGCAAGGCGGCCAUCGCCAAGACCAUCCGCGAGGUGUGCAAGGUCGUGUCGGACGUGCUGAAGGAGGUGGAGGUGCAGGAGCCGCGCUUCAUCAGCUCCCUCAGCGAGAUCGACGCCCGCUACGAGGGGCUGGAGGUGAUCUCGCCCACGGAGUUCGAGGUGGUGCUCUACCUCAACCAGAUGGGCGUCUUCAACUUCGUGGACGACGGCUCCCUGCCGGGCUGCGCCGUGCUCAAGCUGAGCGACGGCCGCAAGCGCAGCAUGUCCCUCUGGGUGGAGUUCAUCACCGCCUCGGGCUACCUGUCCGCCCGCAAGAUCCGCUCCCGCUUCCAGACGCUGGUGGCCCAGGCCGUGGACAAGUGCAGCUACCGCGACGUGGUGAAGAUGAUCGCGGACACGAGCGAGGUGAAGCUCCGCAUCCGCGAGCGCUACGUGGUGCAGAUCACGCCCGCCUUCAAGUGCACCGGGAUCUGGCCCCGCAGCGCGGCGCAGUGGCCCAUGCCCCACAUCCCCUGGCCCGGCCCCAACCGGGUGGCGGAGGUGAAGGCGGAGGGCUUCAACCUGCUCUCCAAGGAGUGCUACUCGCUGACGGGCAAGCAGAGCUCGGCCGAGAGCGACGCCUGGGUGCUGCAGUUCGGCGAGGCCGAGAACCGGCUGCUCAUGGGCGGCUGCCGGAACAAGUGCCUCUCGGUGCUGAAGACGCUGCGCGACCGGCACCUGGAGCUGCCGGGGCAGCCGCUCAACAACUACCACAUGAAGACGCUGCUGCUGUACGAGUGCGAGAAGCACCCGCGGGAGACCGACUGGGACGAGGCGUGCCUGGGCGACCGGCUGAACGGCAUCCUGCUGCAGCUCAUCUCCUGCCUGCAGUGCCGCCGCUGCCCCCACUACUUCCUGCCCAACCUAGACCUCUUUCAGGGCAAACCCCACUCGGCCCUGGAAAGCGCUGCCAAACAGACCUGGAGGCUGGCCAGGGAAAUCCUCACCAAUCCCAAAAGCCUCGACAAACUAUAGGGCUGACACCCACGCGCACAAAACUCACCCUCCGUAAACAACGACGGCGACUACAAACUUUUUAUUUAACGCGAGCGACGACAGCGAGAGGCGGCGGAACCAGCGCGCCCGCCGGCGCCGCGCCGCCCGCCCCCACCACCUG